AAAACAAAUAAGCAGCCAUCAUAUUUCAAAGUCCUCUGGAAAUGUCAGCUGGACAAAAAAACGCGUCCUAACUCCCAUUUAUUUUCGUGCAGUCCCAAUUUAACCGUCGACAGACACAGUCAUGGCACCGGCUCGCGACUGAGCGCUGAAACGCGGCGGCCAUGUUCAAUUUCUUCAAGAGAAAAGGCGGGAAGGCCGAGGUCGGCGCGCCCGAACAUUCCCGAACGCCCCCGACGUCUCCCGAGCAUGGCGCGCGCGCUUCCCGAACCGACAGUGAUGUAACGAACGACAAAACCGCAGCACGGAAAGAUGUAGUCAACCUGUUGAUACCUGAAGUGGACUAUGCCCAGAAAACCAGAGUCAGCGCUCUCCUCCAAAUGAUGGCCGGAAAGAAAAGAAAGAACAAAAAGAAGCGAGCUGAAUCCUGCCGCGUUUCGCCGCCGAAAGAGAUGCAAACAAAUCUGCAACGGAGCAAGUCAGCCGCGAGUGACGUGGCGGAUACCAAAAAUAUAGUCGGGGAAGUUUGCGAGUCGGACGCGCACGGCGAUCCAGCUGAGUUCGUCAAAGCUUUGGUCCUGCAAAAAUACACCAAGCCCGUCGACAAACACGUGUCGCUUGUCUACGUCUCUGAUUCUGUUUUGGACGAGAAACGCCAUGCUGAAGCAUUGCUGCGCGAGAUUGCGAAGAGCAUAGACUGCACUAUCGAUGAGAUUAAUGAUAACAAGACACAGAUGGGGGCCAAUGACAGUAAGAUCGGCAGAAACGAGCCGGUGUACGAAACUGUUGAGGAAAACAAAAGAACUGACAUUGAUUCUUAUAAAAGUGACCUGAAAGGUGAAUUAGAGAAGCUGCUGCAUACUGAAGAAACGAAUUCCAAGGAAGAGUCUCCAGGGCAGAUCAAAAAAUCAAACUUAAAGCCUCCAAAGUCUGAUACAGAAGGGUGUUCGGAUGAUGACCGCUCGGACUGCGGGAAAAAGAAAGUAACCUUCAGAAAACACAUAGUCUUCGACGAUGGCGAUCAACAGACGGACGACGAAGUGGACUCAACAUUCGAAUCUCUCACCUCUGAGGAAGAAGAGGAAGAAUAUUUGGAAGACUCCUUGCCUGACAACGACGAAGUUAACUACGUGUCCCGAAACGAAAAUAGAACUGUAAUUGAAGUGACUGAACCGAAAAAUGAUAGUGAGGACGUUCUAAAAAGGAUUUCUAGUGACAACAGUGACAGUGGUUUUAUAGAUGGUGAAAAAAAUGAGUCUGGUGAUGACACUACGUGUGGUAAAAGUGCGGAAGUGGAAGAAAGUGAACAGAGUGAGAGUGAGGUGACCGAGAGUGAGACAGAGGAGGAGGUGAUUGAGGAAAUCGAAGAAAUUGAGGAGAUUGAAGAAAUUGAAGAAGAGGAGAGCUUGGAAGAGAGCGUGGAGAGUGAGCCAAAGCAUUUAGAUAAUAAGAAAACCCUGGUCAGCCAGGAGUCAAAAUUCCAGAACCAAGUCACCGCCCUCACAGAACUAGCAGAUUCAAGAUGCGGGGAGGCGGAGAGAGCGAGAGAGCUGAUAGCGGAAUACAGGAAGGAAAUAGAGACGAAAGAUCAGGAGAUAGAACAGUUGAAAUGCUCGCUAGCAGCCGCCUACAAGGAGUCGGAGCUGGUCAGGCAGAGGAGUCGCUCGCUGGAGGAGGAGCUUGGAGCCGCCAGGAGCUGUUCCGCAGACCUGGCCUCGCAACUGCAGUCCAGAAAUGAUGAGUCCAUCCGUCAGCUCCGCGCCGAGCUGGAAGAUGCCCUCAACAGGCGAGCGGAGCUGGAGUCCAAGGUUCAGGCUCUGGAGAGGGACAAAGACCGGCUGCAGCAGGAGAAGAUAGUACAGGAGCAGAAAGCGCAGGAGGCGCUAGCAGCAGCAGAAGCGAACACAGCGAAGUGGCGAGCGGCGCACGAGGCCGCACGUUCGCAGGCCGCCGCGCGCGCCGAGCGAAUGCUCGCCGACUGCGAGUGGAAGAUGCGGGAGCUGGAGAAAAAGGCGCGGGAAGCUGAGAAGGAAAAGAAACAGCUAUCAGAAACAGUGGAGCAGCUCAAAACAGCGCCGCCAUCGCCGAUCCAUCUAGCAGAGCUGCAACAGUUGCGAGGAUUAGCCACGGAACAGCAGAGAUCAGUUCAGGCCUUGACGCUGCAACUGCAGAGAGUGGAAACUAGGGAGGAGGCGUUGAAGCUGGAAGUGCAUAGACUGAAGGAACUGCUAGAGAGGGAAGCGAGGACUAGCAAGGAUAAGGAUGAAAGGCAUUUGCAGACAAUAGAGAGGUUAGAAAAGCGCCGCUCAGAAGCGAUAGACGCGCUAAAAGCGGAGCAUGCGCAGUCCGCGGCAUCCUCGCGAGCGAACCUCGAACGUUUGCACGCGGAGCGAACGCGCGCGGCGCUCGCGCAGCUAAGAGCGGAGGCCGAGCAGGAGGCGAGGAACGCUGAUAGAAAGCUGAGGGAGGUUACUACUAGAUUCGAAAACCUAAAAGAAGUGCUCGCCAGCAAGGAGUCGCAAUUCGAGAAGGCCAUAGCAGAAGCGCACAGCAAGGCUGACUGGGACAUCAUGCAGCUACGCCAUCUGCUGGACAAAGCUGACAUCACUUACGCUAACAAAGUGGAGCAGAUGACGGAGAGAUUUGAGAAGGAAAAAGAACAACUUAUAGAAGAAUGGUCAGAGAAGCUAAGAGAAGUAGAAGAAGAAGCAGCAGCUGCAGCAGACGAAGCUAAGCAGCUUCUAGAGUCUACUAGACUGAAACUCGUUGCUGAGAGGAUGGAACAAGUGAACAAAUUGAAAGAGCAACACAGACAAGAAAUGGACGACCAAUGGGAACAGUUUAUGACUGACAAGGAGAAUUGCCUCGCGCGCAUGAAGACAGAGUGCACACAGGAAGGAGAAGAAGAGAGAGUUAAGAGAGAAAAAGAACUGCUAGAGGAAAUUGCUGAAUUGAAAGCACAAGUUCAAUCAAAAUCAGUGGAUUUCGACCAUCUAGCGGUAAAAGCGGCGGCUUGUGGCAGGACUCUGGCUGUUACUGAACAAGAACUCAGAGAGGCCCUGGCGAGAGAGAAGGAUCUACGUGAGAAGAGAGCAGAAGAUGCGACGAAGAUCAAGCAGGUGGAGCGAUCUUCGAAGGACCAAAUUGAGCAUUUGACGAGAAAGUGUGCAUGCCUGAGGAAACUUUUCGACGACAUCCGAGCGAGGCUGCAAGCUCGCGAGCGCAGCGCCGAGCAGGAGAUGAAGAAUAGGGACAAGGAGCUGCACCAACUGAGGGCAGAGGUCGCCAGGCUCACCAAGAUACUGGUAGAACAGAGUUCGCCGAAGCUCGGCGCGCGCACGCGAGCGGACGGCUGCGAGCACAUAUUAGACGACGAGCGCCGGAAGGGUAUGUGAGCGCUGUUCGCUGUCGCUAGCUAGGCGGUUUUCGAACGCCCGAAUUGGCGCGAAAACGCCCCACCAUGGAGUUGCCGCUCCUGAAGCGAGCUGACGACUGCAAUGGCCGCCAACGAUCCAAGAGCGUUGACCUCCCUGCCGUCCAAGUCCCGGUUAGAAUAAAACAGUUGGAAGGGAAGAAAGAUUGAUAUAAUUUUUAGUUACAACUUGUAACUUGUAGAUCGUUUCAUCCACGAAGACGCGCCCCACCAUUCUUCCGCUAAUGUUUGGGUGUUAUCGGUACACGCUAAAUUAUCCAUGAGUGUACACGCACACUACAAUAAUGACGCUCGGAUUGCUCAGAUUCAACUCCCCGCAACCCACGCGACCGAGACCAAAAAUUGGUGGGGCGCGUCUUCGUUGAUGACGAUCUAUACAACUCGGUCGUAUUAACUGCGCAUCUGGCAGCCGUGACGUCACAUCGACGCUGUACGGAUGGAGCGAAAGCAAGUAGGUGAGUGCGAGGGAGAGUCGCAUUCCAGCGAGGUGCGCAGUAAACUUGAUUGGGUUGUAAACGUUGUAAUAAAUGAUGAUGCUUCGAGCUCAAGCUGAAACUGUUAAUAAAUAUUUAAAGCUUAGCUUUUAUUUGUUAAUUGCGAAUAAAUAUUUAAUAUACGACAACAAAAGCCAAAGUAGGUGAAUAACAAUUUCCUUAAACUCUGAUCUUACAAAAGUUAAGGAACAAAACUGGAACUGCUGCCGAAAGCACCAAAUAACGGAUAUAAAUGUUGUGUUCAGUUUUAUACAAACGCAUACUUAUGCAAGGCUACAUCCUGACAAUAGUAAAAAGUACUUAGGUAUUGUAGAUAUUAUGCACAAUAAGUGGUGGUGAAGCAAUAGACUAAGUAAGAAACUCCGCUAUAAUCAAUUUAGAAUAAUAUUAUACACGUAAAUAACAAGCACGACAAGUUGGUGAAAACUUUGAAGCAAUAUUUAUUAUGAAUCUAAUCCCUCUGACGCUCGACUGAUAAUACGAACUUAAUAUUAUGUCAAUUAAAUUUCAAAAGGGCACAUUGAUUUAAUCAAUGCUUGAUUAGCCCUUUUGUGCUCACUUGGAGAAAAUUGACGGUAGGCACAUUCCUGCUCAACCAGAAUCUCGGUGAAUAAGAGAUAAAAAGAGAAACACGAUAUUUUGUACAUAAAAUCACGUGGUUUUGGGCUCUGUAAGGAAUGAAACUACCGAAUCUGUAGUUUGACUGUUUCAAAAGUGCCUUUCCAGGUUCAGCAGUGCAUUGCUGUUCUAAAAACAAAAUCCCAUUUUUGUUGUCACCGAAAAUGAUCGUGGUAAUUUAAUGUUGAUAAAAUAGACUUUGUUUUAAAUGUUCAAGGCAGAUUAACUAUAGAUAUUGUACCUCUAUAUUGAUAAUAGGUUAAGGUAGAUACUUGAUACUCUUUGUUUAUUCACGUUUAGAUGUAAGUUAUAACGAAGUGUAAAGGGUAUUUUAAGUAUUUGUUAAUGUGCAAUAUUUUACUGUAGCAAAUUAUUGAGUAGCUGACAUUUUUCGCCUUCAAUUCCAGGGUAACUUGUGCAAAAUAAAUGUUUAUCUCAUUAAAAAUAAGUAUGUCAGUUGACUAAAGAUGGAUGUGACAACACAACAGUUACAUAUGGUUACACCCCUAGUCAAUUGACCCACUUUUUAUAACGCGAGAAUGAUAAUAAUUUAGAAAAUUAUUAACUUUUGAAUUAUUAGUAAAGGUGUCCAAUACCUACUCAAUAAUUUAAAUUAUACAGACUGUGGUACUAAUGUUCUGAGUUUUCCGUUUGUUAAAAAACUUAUAGAAGACUUAUAUUUUAAAAAAUAUUAUGCCAAAAUUGUAAAGCUAUUUCCAAAAUGUAUGAAUUUUGUGAACACAAAAAUCAUAGAUUUUCAAUAGUUUUUGCUACCUAGAUUGUAUUAUUCGAUGAAAGUGCUUACCUAUUCAUGCAAUAUUAUUAUGCUUUUUAAAUAUUUUUAAGUAUCAAAUAAUUAUUUAAGUUAUAUUUCAAAAAGUGAAAGUUAGUAGGUAUCUCAAAAUAAUCUCAAUAACUUUUUUACUGUGCAAUAUUAUUUGUCAACUAGGAAGUUAAAUUAUAUUUUUAACAUCUCAUUAAUAACUUACAAAAUAUCCUAGAACAUAUUAUUAGUAAUUAGGUAAUUCCUUUGUUAAACGAGUUCCGGCGCUCUUUGGAGGAGACCUACGUCCAAAUACUUAAACUAGGUGCUUUAAUUAAGGAUAUUAUCGAAAAUCACAAUCUUUUUUAUAGCCGUAUAGGGGUUUAUCUAGGCUACAAUUUUAAUUAAAAUAUCCUCUUCUUGUGGUAACUGACUAAGCUGGUAAGAGGGAAUGUGCAAAGAAAAAACUGUGCAAUUUAUUUAAUUAGUUACGAACUAAUAUUAAGUUAAAGUUGUAUUUACUCGUCCGCUCUGUAAAUAUUAUUUACCUUUU
Messenger RNA from Ostrinia furnacalis (Asian corn borer), 5858 nucleotides. RefSeq names its product caldesmon. NCBI's taxonomy places the organism in Eukaryota, Metazoa, Arthropoda, Insecta, Lepidoptera, Crambidae. The record is from RefSeq and is a predicted model, not a curated record. The transcript has 15 exons. The coding region runs from base 162 to 3392 and encodes 1076 amino acids.